UGGCCCGGGUCUUAGGCUCCCGCUGCGGAGGCAGGCAGCGACGGCUGGGGUUGCCCAGCUGUUUGAGUGCGGCAAUGAUCCCUCCUCCCAGCUGCGCCUGCCUCAUCUCCCCCCACCCAGCAGCCCUUCCCUCCCCUCCGCCGCUCCCGACGCUGCAGCCGCCACCUCCUACUCUUCUUCCUCCCAACCCCCAGCCUCUCUCGCCCGCUCGGUCUCCAUCUCCUCUCGCUGGCUCUCCCGUUCCCGCCGGCGGCCCUGGCAGAGUAGGCACCGCAAAGCGGAGGCGGGAGGAAUCUCCAUGCAACACCAUGACAGGCAUCGCCGCCGCCUCCUUCUUCUCCAAUACCUGCCGCUUCGGGGGCUGCGGACUUCACUUUCCAACCCUGGUGGAGCUCAUCGAGCACAUCGAGGACAACCAUAUCGAUACGGACCCACGUGUAUUAGAAAAACAAGAAUUACAACAACCCACAUACGUUGCUCUCAGUUACAUUAAUAGGUUUAUGACUGAUGCUGCUCGUCGGGAGCAGGAAUCUCUCAAGAAGAAAAUCCAACCUAAACUGUCCUUGACCUUAUCAAGCUCAGUGUCCCGUGGGAAUGUAUCUACUCCUCCACGUCACAGCAGUGGAAGCCUUACUCCACCCGUCACACCCCCGAUCACCCCUUCCUCCUCAUUUCGUAGUAGCACACCAACAGGUAGUGAAUAUGAUGAAGAAGAAGUAGACUAUGAAGAUUCAGAUAGUGAUGAGUCCUGGACCACAGAAAGUGCUAUCAGUUCUGAGGCUAUCCUAAGUUCUAUGUGUAUGAAUGGAGGAGAUGAGAAACCUUUUGCUUGUCCUGUUCCUGGGUGUAAAAAGCGAUAUAAAAAUGUGAAUGGUAUAAAGUAUCAUGCCAAGAAUGGCCACAGGACACAGAUCCGGGUGCGGAAACCCUUCAAAUGCCGCUGUGGAAAGAGUUACAAGACAGCUCAGGGUCUGCGGCACCACACAAUCAACUUCCACCCACCAGUGUCUGCUGAGAUUAUCAGGAAGAUGCAGCAAUAAGAUGCUGGUCACAAAUGUGCCAAGGAAUACUCACCAGCAGUUGCUGAUUUCGAAGACAGCCACCUUCUCCUGGGAAGCAUUGAGCAACCCUUUGAAGAAAUUAAAUGCAUGCUUUACAUUUCCCCCCCCCCUCCUGUAAUUUUGGAAUGACGUAUCUUUGUAGAGUUAAUGAUUUUGUACAUUUGCACAUGUAAUCAUCAUGCCCAUAUACAUUACUUUAAUAUAAAGGUGCUAAAAGCUACAGAUUUUCUAAAAGUAUUUUUCCGUCCCCCACCCCACCCACCCCACCCACAGGUGAAUUAGGGAACAUUGUAUAUUUAGCUGUUCCACAGUAUUAUACAAGGACAAGGGAGGAAAACUUGGCACUAGGAUAAAUUCCGAGAUUGUAAUGUAUUUGAAGAAAUUCAAUACAUCAGUUCCUAUGUGCUUGCAAAAACCAAAAGAAUUCCCUUUCAUCCACCUGGUUAAUAUGCCUUAUGUAACAGAGAUAUCUGUAGGAUAGUAAGGUUAUAGGUAUUGGAAUUAUAAAUAAGAGAAUGUUUAACAUAUUCGAAGAAUAUUUUCAUAUUCAAAUAACAUACAUAAAAGGUGUGCUUGCUGUAUUUUAUAUUAUCUUGCAAAUUCUUUUAGUCUUUUGAAAUGCUGAAAAUUUUGCAGUGAAUUAGUAGAUCAGUCUACCAUUAAAAUUCCUACUUCUAUCUGUACAGAACUUAUGUUAUUUAAUGUUAACAAUCCACUCAAAUUUCUGAGGACUAUCUUUUCCUGCUCCUGCUAUUGGCCUCUGCUAUCUAUUACUAGCAGAAACUUGGAAAUGAAGUGCAAAUUUUCUGAGAGAAAUUAAUCUUCAUCUUAGAUGGAGUCUUUAAAGCACUUUCUAGUUCUUCAUUGCCAACAAAUUUAAAUGUUUUAUGUUGCCAAUUCUUGCAACUAUCAUUGUUGCAAAUAAAAAAGAGGCAUAUUGUUAAAAGGUACAGUAUUUAUGUUAAGGGAGAUUCUUGUUGUACCUUUGGAUUUUGCAUGUGUGUGUGUACAGAUAGUCCUCGACUUACAACCACAAAUAAGACCAAAGGUUUUGUUGCAAAGCAAGAGAGUUGUUAAGCGAGUUUUUUACGAUCUGGCUUACCAGAGCUAAGUGAAUCACUGAAGUUAUUAAAUUAGUAACAUGGUUGUUAAGUGAACCUGGCUUCCUCAUUGACUGCUUGUCAGGAGGUCACAAGAGGUUAUCACAUGACCUUUGCACACUGCAAUCAUCAAAAAAUAAAGACCAAUUGCCAAGCAUUCAACUUUUGAUCAUGUGACUAUGGGAUGCUGAAAUGGUUGUGUGGAAAACAGUCA
Molecule: messenger RNA, 2375 nt
Organism: Thamnophis elegans (Western terrestrial garter snake)
Lineage: Eukaryota; Metazoa; Chordata; Lepidosauria; Squamata; Natricidae
Gene: JAZF1
Product: JAZF zinc finger 1
Exons: 5
Coding region: 75-1040 (321 amino acids)
Cellular component (GO): nucleus
Source: RefSeq, a predicted model, not a curated record